Rattus norvegicus (Norway rat) is the source of this 9721-nucleotide messenger RNA. RefSeq names its product ecotropic viral integration site 5 (gene Evi5). NCBI's taxonomy places the organism in Eukaryota, Metazoa, Chordata, Mammalia, Rodentia, Muridae. Gene Ontology annotation, molecular function: GTPase activator activity; small GTPase binding. The record is from RefSeq and is a predicted model, not a curated record.
UGCUCAUUCACACAGAGAGUACUUGUUUCCUGGUCUCUGGCCCUUUGUUCUUCAGAGUUACAGAACAGACACCUUCAGGAAUUGCCCAAGGACAUGAGUUUAAGACUAAGACAAGCUUUAACUAAUAGCACUCUCUAAUUCAUUUCUUAGCACUCUAGACUCUCUAAAUCCUUCAUGAAUUUUAUGAACUAUUAGGGCAAAACUACCAUUUUUGUUUAUUUUUAGAGCUGGGGAGUGAGCCUCUAGGCCUUGCAUGUUAGGCAGACAUUCCUCACUGGCCUGUGCUCUCAGUCCUCUUUUUUUACUCUAAACUUUCUAAAUAGUUUCCUUUGGUUAAAAUAUAUAAUUCAGUCCAGUGAAGAAUCCUAUGGAAGGCAAGGCCCCAUUCCCAUGAGAGUGAGACAUUCCUUUGUUAGGAAUCCAGACUCUGUUUACUCUGUUAUUAAGUUUUGAACUCUUUAGAGAUGGGUGUCAGUGCAACCCUGUGAUCUUAGCACUCAACAAGGCAGGGCCAAAACUCCUAGCUUGAGACCAGCUUGGUCUGUAUAGUGAGUUCCAGGACCCUGGACUGUCAUCUACUAAAGAAAGGAAGGGACAGCAGCCUUUUGUGUCUGGUCAAGGUAUAGUGCUACAGCUUUAAGGGUAAAGGAUAAGUUUUAAUAGCUUCUUUUGAUGUGUUAGUAACUCAAACUAUUCACAUAGUUUUAAAAUGUACAGUUUCAUUAAGCUCUUUUUUUGUUUUGUUCUUCUGAGACAAGAGUUUCUCUCUGUAGAAAUUGUCUGCUGUUUCUGGCUGUCCUGGAACUCAAUCUGUAGACCAGGCUGACUUCGAACUCACAGAGAUGCAGCUGCCUCUGCCUGCUGAGUAUUGAGAUCAAAGGUGUGCACCACCACCACUACCUGGCUGGCAAUUGCCCCUGCCGUUUCUUCUUUGAUUGUUUUAGUUGAUGUCAUGUAAACAUUAGUUUGGUUAAUACAUCUGAACCUUUGGCCAAGGUCAUGGAAAUCCCAAAUGUGCUGUCAACGCAGAUGUCACUGUUAUGGGGUAGAAGGCUGAGAAGUGUCCAAGCAGACUAAAGUGGAGUUAGGACAAGAUGGGGUUACCUUCAUCACGUUAGUUAUGAUCAAACAUUGUUUCCGAGACUGGGUCUCAUGUAGCCCAGGCUAAGGGGAUCUUAAACUCCUCAUUCUCCUGCUUUUAUCUCGUAAGUUCUGUUUCUACAGGGGUGCACUACACACAGCUUAUGUGGUGUUGGAGACUGAACCAAGAGCUUCUUGUGUGCCAGGCAAGCACUCUACCAACUGACUACAUCCCUAGGCCAUGAUCACGGCUUUGAGUUUUAGCCGUUUUAGUAGAUAUUGAUACUGCAUGGUUUUAUUUGUUUUCUAAGUCUUUUGAGAUAAGAUCUCUUGUUUGACCUGGAGCUUAUGUGUAGCCGAGGACGCCCCCAUCUCUCACCACCAUGUCUGGCAAUGAUGCCUUUUUCAAAAAAGAACUAUUUACUUUUAAGUGUGUGUUUGUAGGCAUAUAUGUCUGAACAUCAUGUGUGCCUGGUAGCUGCAGAAGUCAGAAAAGGGUGUUGGGUCCCCGGAACUGGAGUUAAGGUGGUUAUGAGUGUCUAUGGGAGCUGGGAACCUGAGCCCUCUGUGAGAACAGCAAGUACGUUAACUUGUGAGCCGUCUCUCCAGUCCCAGUAGUGCGUGCUGGUUCAUUUAUGUUUUCUAUGGAUAUUAAUGUAUUCUUUCUACGUUUGUUUGCUGUCUGCACAUAUCUUUUCUGUUGCUUUUUGGAGGCAGGGUUUUACUAGGUAGCCUUGGCUGACUUGGAACUCACUGUGCAGACCAGGCUGGCCUUGAACUCAGAUACUCACCUGCCUCUGUCUCACCAGGGCUAAGAAGAAAGGCAGGUACCAUCAUACCUGGAUUAUCUCUUGAUUUUACAAAUUUAUGUUGUUUGCUCUAGCAUAUCUUGAGAAUUCUUUUUUUUUUUAAUUUAUUUUUACUUUGUAUGUAUAGCUGUUCUGCCUGCAUCUGUAUAAUGAGUAUCAUAUACGCAUGCCUGCUGCUCUUGGAGGCCAGAAGAAGGCAUUGGACCCUUAGGACUUGAGUUGCAGAUAGUUAAGAGCCACUGUGUAGGUCCUGGUAAUCAGAGUCAGGUUCUCUGGAACAGUGAGCAGUCUGUGCUCUUAACCGCCGAGUCAUCUCUCCAGCUACUGUCCUGAGAAUUCUUUGUUUAAGGUACAGAUUCUUUCUCAGGAGGUUGAUUUUCAGAUCUUCCUUUCCCAUUGGUGGUUGUCAUUCUCCUAAAAUAUCUUUCGGGGAAUAGAAGUUGUAUGCUGUGCAUGUGUGCAUGUAUGUAUGUGUGUGUACACAUGGAUGUGGGUGUGUGUUCAGCAUGGAUGUAAGUGCAUGUGUGGAGGUGGAGGCCAGAGAUAUAUGCUGAAUGUCUUCUCUUUUGCUUUCCACUGUACUUUUUGGGUCAGUUUCUCAUUGAAGCUCAUUGAUUAUCUGGCUAGCAGGUUCCAGGGACCUUCCUGUCAAGUGUUCUCCCUUUCUCACCAGCCAUUGGGCUGCAGGCUUGUUCAUGGUGCAGAGGACCCAGACGCAGAUGUGACCUCAUGUUCACACAGGAGGUGCCUUACUGACUGAACUAGCUUCUCAGCACCUAGAUUCUACAGCACCUACAUUCUGAUGAAGUACCACCUUAAAGAUCCACUUCCAUGGAUUGUGCAUUUGGUGACCAAAGGUCAUACAAAGUAUCUUCUGUAUUUUCUUAUAGUUUUACUUUGUUGAUGUUAAGAGAUGGCACCACACUGGAUUGCUAGCUGCCCCUCACACUCCUGGGUUCAAGUGAUUUUAUUAAUUUCCUUGUAUGUGAUACAAGAUCAGAGUUUUGAGAAGUCUUUUAAGAUUUUUAUUUUAUGUGUAUGGGUAUUUUGCCUGUCUGUCUGUCUGUCAUCUGUCUACCACUUAUAUGCCUGAUGCUCACUGAGGCCAAAAGAGAGCUUUUGGCUCUCCUGAAACAGUUGUGUGGAUAUUUGUUCUAUGGCAUCUGUUAAAAUAACUUUUUUUUUUUUUUUGACAUGGGGUUUCUCUGCUCUGUAGCUCUGGCUGUUCUGGACUAGGCUGGCUUCCAAGUCCCAGAGAUCUGCCUGCCUCUGUCUCCCCAGAGCUAGAAUUAAAAGCAUGCCCCAUACCCAGUUCCUUUUUUUUGCUUGAUCACUUGCUCUUUUGGUAGUUAAUUGGACACUUUGGUUAGACUUCAGUCUCAUGUGUGGUAUUUGAACGAGAAUGGUUCUGUAGGCUCAGAUAUUUCAAUGCUUGGUCUCUAAAUGGUGGAGCUGUUUUGGUGGGAAAGAUUAGAUGUGGCCUUGUUAGAGGUGCGUCACUGCCAGUGGGCUUUGAGUUUUCAAAAGCCCAUGCCAGGCCCAGCAGAAAGAUAUAUUAAACUUUAUAAAAAACAACAAAAAAAAAUCCAAAUAAAAUGUCGUACCUGAAGAUCUAGCUUUCUUCCUCUCUUUACCCUGCCACCUUCUCAUUUUUCUGAUCACUGGUAAGGAAGUCGUGUCGUUUACAAGUGUAAGGUAAAACGUGCUUGGCAUAAUUAUUGCUACCUGUGACCCCACAGUAGGUGUCUCAGCAGCAUGGACCCCAUGGAGGCCCCAUUCCGUAUGUCUGUAACGUCUGAUUUAAGUGGUGGAAAGUGGGAGCAGUGUUGCAGAAACUUAAGAUGUAACCGUCUGAUUGAAGUGGUGGAAAGUGGGAGCAGUGUUGCAGAAACUUAAGAUGUAAGAUACAUGAGAACAGAGUCAUGUUCCUCUACAUGGUCUCAUUGCAGCUAUUUCUUUAAAAAGUAAAUGUGGCAGCCCAGAAAAACAAGAAGAAAUAGUUUAGUGCAAUAUCAGAGAUUUGUUUGAAGAAAGUUAAUAAUUGAUAGACUUAAAGUUGAAAUAGGACAGAUGUUUUUAGUUUGUGUUAAUGUGCUCUUUUUCUUAUUAAAAAUACAAAGGCACUGGCAGAGAUGAAUUUAAGGAGAUUAAUAGAGACAGACAGUAAGUCUUUAAGAUCAGUGAAUGGGUCAAGAAGAAACAGCGGCUCCUCUCUUGUUUCAAGUUCAUCGGCCUCCAGCAACCUCAGCCACUUGGAGGAAGACUCUUGGAUUCUAUGGGGAAGAAUUGUGAAUGAGUGGGAUGAUGUACGCAAGAAGAAAGAAAAGCAAGUGAAGGAGCUCGUUCGUAAAGGGAUACCCCACCACUUCAGAGCCAUAGUUUGGCAGCUUCUGUGUGAUGCUCAGACUAUGCCGGUUAAGGACCAGUAUUCAGAGCUACUGAAGAUGACGUCACCUUGUGAGAAGCUGAUCCGGAGGGACAUUGCCAGAACUUACCCAGAACACAACUUCUUUAAGGAAAAAGAUAGCCUUGGACAGGAGGUUUUAUUUAAUGUAAUGAAGGCGUACUCCUUAGUGGACCGCGAGGUUGGCUACUGUCAGGGCAGUGCUUUCAUAGUUGGACUGCUGCUUCUGCAGAUGCCAGAAGAAGAAGCUUUUUGCGUAUUUUUUAAAUUAAUGCAAGACUACCGACUUCGUGAACUGUUUAAGCCAAGUAUGGCAGAGUUGGGCCUGUGCAUGUACCAGUUUGAAUGCAUGAUACAGGAGUAUCUUCCAGAGCUCUUUGUACAUUUUCAGUCUCAGAGUUUCCAUACAUCAAUGUAUGCAUCAUCCUGGUUCCUGACUAUCUUUCUUACAACUUUCCCACUACCAAUUGCAACAAGGAUAUUUGACAUCUUUAUGUCUGAGGGUUUAGAAAUAGUGUUUCGAGUAGGAUUAGCACUUCUUCAGAUGAAUCAGGCAGAAUUAAUGCAACUUGACAUGGAAGGGAUGUUACAGCACUUCCAGAAGGUCAUUCCACAUCAGUUUGAUGGUGGCCCAGAAAAAUUAAUCCAGUCAGCUUACCAAGUCAAAUACAACUCAAAAAAAAUGAAAAAACUUGAAAAAGAAUACACUACAAUAAAAACUAAAGAAAUGGAAGAGCAAGGUGAAAUUAAAAGGUUACGCACAGAAAACAGGCUUUUAAAACAGCGCAUUGAAACACUAGAAAAAGAAAGUGCUUCCUUGGCAGAUAGAUUGAUACAGGGACAAGUGACCAGAGCCCAGGAGGCUGAGGAAAACUACCUCAUAAAACGGGAGUUGGCCACCAUCAAACAACAGACUGAUGCAGCCAGGGCUAAGCUGGAGCAGGCUGAAAGCACCAUCAGGGAGCUCCAGCACCAUCGCCAUUGGCAUAAAUGCAGUUCCACCUACAACGAAGAUUUUGUGCUGCAGUUGGAGAAGGAGUUGGUCCAAGCCAGACUGAGUGAAGCUGAGUCUCAGUGUGCCCUGAAGGAGAUGCAGGACAAAGUGCUGGACAUAGAGAAGAAGAACAACUCAUUUCCUGAUGAGAAUAACAUUGCAAGGCUUCAGGAAGAACUCAUUGCUGUGAAGCUGAGGGAAGCUGAAGCCAUUAUGGGUUUGAAAGAACUUCGACAGCAAGUCAGAGACUUAGAAGAGCACUGGCAGCGUCACGUAGCUCGGACUUCUGGGAGGUGGAAAGACCCACCCAAGAGAAACGCCGUGAGUGAGCUGCAGGGUGAGCUAAUGAGCAUUCGCCUCAGAGAAGCGGAGACCCAGGCAGAGAUGAGAGAGAUGAAGCAGAGGAUGAUGGAGAUGGAGACGCAGAACCAGAUCAAUAGUAACCAGCUUCGAAGAGCAGAGCAAGAGGUGACCAGUCUGCAGGAGAAGGUGUGCUCCCUGUCUCUGAAGAACAAGGGGUUGCUUGCCCAGUUGAGUGAGGCGAAGCGCAGGCAGGCAGAGAUUGAAUGCAAGAAUAAGGAAGAAGUCAUGGCUGUGAGGCUCCGGGAAGCUGAUAGCAUAGCUGCCGUCGCCGAAUUACAGCAGCACAUUGCUGAGCUUGAGAUCCAGAAAGAAGAGGGUAAGCUCCAAGGACAACUUAACAGGUCUGACUCUAAGCAGUACAUUCGGGAGCUGAAGGACCAGAUAGCAGAGCUGACUCACGAGCUCAGAUGCCUAAAAGGCCAGCGGGACUUCUCCAGCCGACCUCCUUUUGAUGGGAUCCACAUUGUCAGCCAUCUAAUAGGAGACGAUGAGUCAUUCCACUCGUCUGAUGAAGAUUUUAUAGAUAGUUCCUUACAGGAAAGUGCCAUUGGUUUUCCUUUGCACAGAAAAUCUGGCCCCGUGUCUCUGAAUCCUGCUUUGGCAGAUGGCAGUGAGAGCGAAGCAGAAGAUGGUGUGCUGGGAACUCAGGAGAGUGACCCGGAGGCUCCAGAGAAGCAGAUCCCACAGAGGGAGUCCUACUCAACUACCGUGUGACCGACCGACCGUCACUGUGACAGCUGGAGUCCUGAGGGCAGCAGUGUUACACGAGAAGAGCCGGAGCCAUCCCUUGUCCUGUACACAUCAGUCUGUUUUACAGUCUUCUCUGACUGUCUUUGCCAAAUGCUCACUGAAUUUCCAUUGCCACAGUAGACUGAAGUAUGUAAUUGGUAAAUGGGGCUCUAACAGUAUUACCGAGUAUAAAUGUUUCCUAUUUAGAAAAUACUGCUAUGUCUAAAUGUGAGGACUGUUUAAACAUUGAGGACUGUGGGAAAUUGGGUUCUUUUUAAACAAAACUGCUCUUGUGCAGUGUUUUAUGCUCCUUGAACAAACUGUACAUUUGUGUUCAUUAAUGUGCUUCCAAGUCAGCUGCCUUUACCCAUCUGACCAGAACUUAGAUGUGAUUCAACCUGUGUUUGAGGAUGUCUCUCUCUUCACUAAAAUUCAGUUGUUUGUGGCAAUUAGAGACUGUCACACGACACUUUUUCUCUGUAUAAUUUCUAAACACAAAGUAAUUGUUCUGAAAGUUUUUUGUUUUAGUUUCUAAGUUUUAUGUGUAUUAUACUUCUCUCUGUUAGUCAGAAUAGUAGCAGGUUGACUACAGAUAUAGUAUUUGUACAUAUUUAUAAAUCUGUAUCACCCAGCAUCCUCUUACAGGAGUAGCAAACAUUGACAAGGACUUCCUUCAGCGUUCUAACAAGACUUCUGUAAAUAACAGGUGAAAAGAAAACUAAAUACAAAUCAGACACUACCGGCUUAGCAGCUCUAGUAACUUGCUAGCAGAUUCAUAACUGAUUGCCGCUCAAACACUACUGGUGAAGUUCUUUCCUCCAUCUUUAACUAAUAAACUUGUCAUGGUUAAAGAGGCUAUAGCACAUACUAUUUCAUGCUAAUCUAUUUAAUAUAAUUUAGCACUAGAAUAAGGUCCAAGAUGCACAGCAAAUAUAUCUGAAAAAAAAAUGUUGUGAGUCUUCUAUUUAAAUUCUUUAGUUUCUAACGGACAGGUAAAGCCAUAAAAACCCUUUACUCUUAGUCGUUUCCUUGUGUUCAGACUUUUUCUCUAGAAAGCCGAAUGCCUGUUAGUUGUGAGUUGAGAAAGGACACUUAACCUGUGGGAAGGCUGCAGGCCACUGUUGACUGGAUGUCUCCACACUCUUGUUGGCAGCCUAGGAAAGGAAGAGCCAUAGUGGGAAAUAGAAUUUAGUACAUUUACGGAGGUGCAUUCGCACACAGAAUGUUGUAUAUGUAGAGAAAAAUGUUUUACAGAAUGGAGUAGAAGAAACAAAAAAGUUGUCAUUCUAAAACUGUGAUGCCUUACGCUGCAUUGGGCUAGGCUUUCCCAGCAAGACUGCCCCAGCUCCUCUCUUACUUGGCAGACAAGAUUGGAACCGUGCCGUCUGUGUCCAGAGCACCCACUAAAUUCUAGUAUUUAAUUUACCUGUGAUCACAAGCUAGUUAUUUAAGGUAUUAAUUCAAAUCUCUUUCCAGGCUUUUCUAAAGGCCUAGCUAAUGAGUUUUUCAGUUCCCUGCUCUCUGGCAAUAAAGUAGGUUUAUUUAAAUCUGUUUCCUGAGAGUCUUCUGUAGAGGUGGGCGUUCAUGAGCAUCAUAGUCAGGGCUCUGGUAAGAGUGGAUCCUGCUCCCAGUGUUGACAACACUGCUGGGGUCUAGUCCUUUAGGGUUCUCCAGACAGUCCUGAACUGUUAGUCCAGGGAGUUGUCGAUAGCCCAGUGAAGUGAAACGACUUGUAGCCCUGUUGUUAUCAAGAUCCACAUCAGGAAACCUGAAUGGGGCCAGCAGAACAGCUCAUAAGUUAGGAUGCUUACCUCUGAAUGCCCACGACCCUGUCUCCAGUUCCAGCACCACCAAAAACAAACAAGCUCAGAGAACUUCCUGAGCUCUUUGUGGUUUGAAGUAGGUGUGAAAUAACCAUGGUAAUUCAACUUGAAUUCAUUGACGCUGUUGUGCUCGAAGCAGCAUCUAUUCAAGGUUCUUUGAGUCAAGUCAGGUGUAGGGACUAUGCCUUCAUCUCCUCCUUUUCUGGAAGCUGAGGCAGGAGGAUUGCUUGAGUACAAGACCAGCCUGUGUAACAGUAAGAUUUUGCCUCAAAAAAAAAAAAAUUUGAAUUUACAUACACCUGAGAGAUGUGAAGUCCUUCUGGCCGUUAGGGUCCUGCAGGACACUUUGCUCCGAUCUGACUCGGUCUCAUUCAAACUAAUGUUUAGGUCUGUUUAGGACUGCAAGGGGUUGGACUGUGCUCUAAUGACGAGCUUUACUUCAUCUGAUAUCUUUGUGUCUUUCUAAUGGUAUCUGUUCUAAAACUUGAAGAAUGAUCUAAGGAGUAAAUGGGCGGACGACGGACCAUAGAAAACCCUGCUCUCUUGGGAUAGUGACUUUCCGCCCCAGGUGACACUAAAGGAGAGGCUGCAAGCCCAGACCUUAGGAUCCAGAAAGCACUUUAACAAACCUUCUUUUCAGUACUGGGGAUGGAACCCAGGGCCUUACACAGUGGGCAAGCUCUCUACCACUGUGCCACACCCAGAUCUGACUUCUUCAAAAUCAAUGCAUACAUUUUCUUUAUGGAGAACGAGGCCAAAGAGAUUGUUUUUUUCAACUUCGACUCUGGUUUCUUGUUGUUUGAAUUUUUUGUUUUGGUUUGUUUUUAUUUCGUUUGGCCAGUUGGCGGCCAGUCAGUCUUUGCUGGUUGAUGGAAACAUCAUAUUCCAGCUAACUGUCUGUCUGUGUUGAAAACAAGAGAAGAAGCCUUUUCUAGCCCUGAGCACAGUGCAGCUUGUGAAUUUCCAGGCAGUGCCUUUGAUUGGAAAUGAUGUCACUGCUUUUGAAGCACAUUGUCCCUGGCUUCGUAAGAAGUCACUUGGUUCUGUGUUCACCAUGCAUAAUGCUCUGUAAUUUCAAUUUUAGAGGCUAAGGAUGUCAAUUAUGUUUCGGUAAGCUCUUCAUGGUCAGCAUGGUCACUGCACAACACCAAGACAUUGCUGGCUAGCGUAUGCAGAGUCAGUAACUCACUAAAGCAGUGAGUUUCAGCGUGAAAGUUACUGCUACUCUAGAUGAGCAAGCAAUUUUUAAUUAAUUUCUUAUUAAUUCUGAAAUUAAUUAAAAUUUCUUAUUGACAGUAGAGUAGGCAGAUGCUAUUUAAAAUCCAACUUUUUACAUUACACCCAUGGACCUACAUACCUCUUCCUUCCAGAGAAGAGGUGGCACGGUAAUACAUUGGACAUGCAAAGUUAUAAAUGUAUUUCAUUGUACUGUUGGGUUUUCUUAAUUGUAACACUGUAUAACCUAAAAUGUUUACUUGUGCCUUUGCUUUAAAUAAUUAAAGUUUCUCAUUUUGCAAGA